AGAGUAGAAAGUGCUGCAGUCAUACUCCUGACCUUGAGGGUUCAUCAAGGUUCAACAAAUUACCUACACCGUCAAGAAAUUGCUUUUCCUGGUUAGUGAGGGAUAAGGAAGGUGAGCUGACACAUCUCUCACCAAACAUGUGGAUGGCAAGGGCCUCCGUUAUUUCACGCACAGUUUGGUCUCUAUGUGUUGCGGAUCGCGGCCAUCUUCCUGAGGAGAAGAAGAAGAAGAAGAAGAAGAACACGCAUUCUGUGCAUUCUGUUCAUUCUCGCGAUUGAGUCAGUGUUCCGUGGCUAAUUCCAGUUCCAGUGUUCCAGCGCGCCAGUUUUCGUGAAGACCAAGACGAAGAAGAACACAAGAAUUACUGUUUUCACCCACCAUAACCGCAAGAUAUCAUCGAUAACUAUCGGACCAUAUUUAAAACUGCUCGACCUGAAGACCCGCAGCCAUGUGCGACCUGAAGACAGGUCUGACUUGCUAUGCCAUCGUCAUGAUAGUUUUCACAGGAUUCCUGUUGCUCGAACAAGUCCUGGCCGGUUGGGCGACAAACAUCUUUCUUGUGGGGUUCGUGAUUGCCACUGCUUUCCAUCUAUUCAUGCACUUCGUCCUGCUGGAUGGCGUGACUAAAGGACGACGGGACCUACUUCGUGUAUAUAUGAUCUACGUGUUGGUGCAUUUAGUUCUCACAGUCAUCGGCCUCUUCCUGAAAAUCAUAAUAAUCAGCCACAUUAACUUCAGGAGUAAUUCGAAAUUUGACGAUGGUGAGGAAGAAGAAAUUAGGUUCGCGAUCUAUGUGAAAAUUUUCAUAAGAGAAGCAGUCAAUAUUAUAGGAGAUUUGCUGGUCUUCUACAACGUCAGGGUUUAUUACGAGAGUUUGCCGCCAGACCAAGAGCAUGUACUGUAGUUUGCGCCGUGUAGCCUGUACUGCAGGUCCCCGACAAGCUGACACCGAAACGGUAUACCGUGAAAUUACCGUGUAAAUUUAAGAAUAAACCAAACUCGC
Messenger RNA from Ornithodoros turicata, 1003 nucleotides. RefSeq lists its product as uncharacterized. Bases 449 to 904 code for a protein of 151 amino acids. The transcript is spliced from 9 exons. The record is from RefSeq and is a predicted model, not a curated record. NCBI's taxonomy places the organism in Eukaryota, Metazoa, Arthropoda, Arachnida, Ixodida, Argasidae.